AUGUCUACCUUCCAAAUCCCAGAUAGUAAAGUGGAGGUAUCUCUCUGUGAAGGUAUCAUCAAGGAUGAAUUAUUGAGAUUCCCCGCCUUUGAAUCAUGGCACAAUCGCCUCACUGCAUCUCUUGCCCUACAAGACCAAUCCUCUGAUCAUCCAUUCCAUUCCGAUCCAUACCGUCUUCGUUCUAUCAAAAUUCAAUCACUCGACCGGUGGGGUAGCCGCAUCGGUUUCAUCAAGAUUAGCAGCAACAUCGCAAAUGAAGCAGGCGAAACUCUGCCCGGUGAUAUCUUCCUCAGAGGUCCAAGUGUGGGAAUGAUGGUUAUUGUUCAACCUGAAGAUGUAGAGGCUCCUGAUGAGGACAAAUGGGUAGUAAUGACCGUUCAACCUCGACCUGCUUCAGGGAGUUUGGCAUUUGUCGAGUUGCCAGCUGGUAUGGUUGAUGAUGGAACAUUUAAAGGUGCAGCUGCAAAGGAAAUUGAAGAGGAGCUUGGCUGGACAAUACCAGCGGAUCAAUUGACCAAUUUGAGCGAGCUGGCUAUUGGUGAUGAGGCCAACAAGGAGGGAGAGGUGUUGCCAAGAGCAAUGUUUCCUAGUGCUGGGGGUUGUGAUGACUUACGGGUUUGA
Messenger RNA from Sclerotinia sclerotiorum 1980 UF-70, 621 nucleotides. RefSeq lists its product as hypothetical. Gene Ontology annotation, molecular function: ADP-ribose pyrophosphatase activity; ADP-glucose pyrophosphatase activity. NCBI's taxonomy places the organism in Eukaryota, Fungi, Ascomycota, Leotiomycetes, Helotiales, Sclerotiniaceae. Bases 1 to 621 code for a protein of 206 amino acids. Gene Ontology annotation, biological process: ribose phosphate metabolic process; nucleoside phosphate metabolic process. The transcript has 3 exons. The record is from RefSeq and is a predicted model, not a curated record.